AUGCGGGUGUUUUCCUGUCUACUCUAUGUCUACAACACGUCAUGGAGAAACGGGGAAGUGCCGGCAAGCUAUAAAGAUGCGUCAAAGCCGAACAAGCAACCUUCUGAUCUCUCCUCCUCUCGUCCUGUCAGCCUGACAAGUUGUUUCGAUAAAGUUUCGGAUCGAAUGGUACUGCAUAAGCUAGAUUGGUGGCUUGAGGGACAUGGAGCUUUCGCUGCAGAGAUGACAGGUUUCCGUCGCCAUUGCAGCGCCAUGGAUUCUGUGCUCGACCUUGUCACCUCCGUCGAACAAGCCGAGAACCAGAAGAAAAUUGUCAUGGCGGUUUUCCUGGAUGUCAAAACAGCUUACAAUACCGUCAGUCACCCCUUUGUGCUGCACGAACUGCUGCAAGAGCAGGUCUUUGACAGAAUGUUCUUGUGGCUGGCGGAUUUUCUGCGCGACACAACACUCUGUUCGCACGCAUAA
This is a messenger RNA of Ornithodoros turicata, 465 nucleotides long. RefSeq lists its product as uncharacterized. The coding region runs from base 1 to 465 and encodes 154 amino acids. The transcript has a single exon. The record is from RefSeq and is a predicted model, not a curated record. Lineage: Eukaryota; Metazoa; Arthropoda; Arachnida; Ixodida; Argasidae.